Anopheles marshallii is the source of this 2748-nucleotide messenger RNA. RefSeq lists its product as uncharacterized. Bases 1 to 2748 code for a protein of 915 amino acids. The transcript is spliced from 6 exons. The record is from RefSeq and is a predicted model, not a curated record. Lineage: Eukaryota; Metazoa; Arthropoda; Insecta; Diptera; Culicidae.
AUGUAUGCAGCAGCAGGUGGCGCCUCGCUGGCGUCACGCCAGGCCCGCAAGAAGCAGGCCCAGCAGAACACGAAAAACAAGGCCACCAAUCAGCAAAUACUGCGGGAGAAGCUUGCGGCGAAGGCGGCCACGACACCGACAAAGAGUAAACACUUCCACCAGCUGCCGGCGUCCUAUCUGCGGGCACCCCAUCAGCACCACCGGAAGCUCAGUGCGGGCUACACCAGCAUACCCGGCUCGGACCAGCAACAUCCGCACCACAAGUUCGGUGACCAACCGUGCACGUCCUACACCGGGGUGCCGGGUGGCCAUGGCCAUGGGCCGCAUCUCGGUGGUCCUGCUGGACACGCUCACCACCAUCAUCACCACCAUCAUGGGGUACCUGGUGGAGUGCCACAUCCGUGCCAUCUACACGGUGCCGGACCGUCCGGACAGCCACCCGCAUCGGGGGCGUCCUUUCCACCGAUGCCCAAACCCACUGGCUUCCGCGAGUACGACAAGCUGGUGCGGCGCCAGCAGCUUACAAAGUCCGCCACCGCCACACUACCGCUGGUAUCCCAGGCCCAGCAGGAUCUUUCACCACCGCAAACGCCCACGUUUGGAGACUCGGUGGGCACUGAACCGCACGCCGGUCACCACCACCACCACCACCACCAUCAGCAGCUGCUGCUCUUGCAGCAACAGCAGCAUCCCCAUCACGCUCACUCCCAGCAGCAUCUCGAUAAGGUCGGUCUUGCGGGUCAGGAAGAGGGUGAGGCCGCACUCACGCAACCACUAACGCUGCAGAUCCCGAACGAUCCGAUCAUCAUUACGCCGGCCACACCGCAGGCAACACCGCCCGGGCGACUUGGGCUGAAGCCGCUCGUGCUGACGGACGACGAGGAGGCGCACCCUCUGACCAGUCCAACGCCCGGUGCACUCGAGCGGAAGUGCAGUGUCUAUCGGGGCCGCAAGCUGGACCCGUUCGAGGAGCAGUUCUACAAUGCGACGACAAUAACCAACGCACAGCAUCAGCACCAUCAGUACCAUCCGGACGAUGUGUUCUUCCCGCCGGGGACCGGCAGCGUGCCGAAUGGGGGUGGUGGUCACUCCACGACCACUACCACACCCGGACACCAGCAGCUGGCCAAGUGGGACUCGGAGUACUACUGCUGUGAGUGUGACCACCGACAGUACGGUGUGUGUACCUGUGAUCAGUUCGAGUGUGCCCAAGGUCGUGCAGCAUGGUUAGAAAGAGGAAGACGUUGCAGCGUUCAGGAAACACCCGCCUCUUGCCAUCGACGAUGGGUCAAACGGAAUCGGAUACAAGACUCAUCGUUAGGUGGUUCCUCGGACGAUGAAGACCUGCUCGGCGUACUCAGAGGACCCAGUUCAUUCGCCAAUGCCUUCCUAUACGUAGGUUUAGGUACCAUAGCAAUCGGUUUAGUGAUAGCAUUCGUCGGUACCGGCGAGAAAGGAUUCAAAACGGUUGAACUAAGACUAAUCGGGCCAUCGUUAAUUGGUCUCGGCUUAUUUUGUUGUAUAUUACGUAUCCUGUUUUGUAUAUGCCCAUCCCAUUGUAUAUCAUCUAGUCGUAGAGCGCGAGAUAAGAAAAACGCCAAGAUAGACGCAGAUCAUAGAACUUCCCUGUUACGAGGCAACAGUAAACGAGUAUCGAUAGCACGCGGACCUCACAUACCGACUAAACAGCCUCAAAUUUAUCCUAAAUCCAUCGUUAAAACCAAAACCUACGAAGGUGUGGAGGCACUGCGGCAGAUCGCGACCACGUCACUCUUUCUGCAGAAUGAGCAAAAGGUGUCAUCGAACCGUAUCGUUCCUAUUAUUAAAGAGCCGGAAAAACUGGAAGAACCACCUUUAGAGCUGAAGAAGAUUGAACCGCGACGGAAUGAGGCUGCGAUCGUGAGCAUAUCGGACGGUGAGGAGGAUUCGCAUCGAAGGCAAGUCGCCGCCCAAGCGUCCGAUACCCAGGUGAUAGAUCUUACAGGCGAAGACCAAGAAGAGGAACAAUCCUAUUCGCCCAGUAGCGGCACUAGCCACCAGCGCAAGGACAGCAAGCUGCGCCGCCAGCGAACCUCCGUGCACCAGCAGAAACCGGCCAGAGAGUUGCAGAACUCGGCGUACGGUGCCAGCAACACGGCGCCCAGCGAACCGCCGAAUCUGCUGAUGGAAACAUCGCUCAUGAUCAUCGGCCCUACGCCACUGAGCUCGCCGACAAAAUCGACGACCACAACCCCACCGACCAUCCCCGGGGGCGCGUCCUCACUCACCAUUCCAACGAUGUCCGCGAACGGGUCGGCAGUGCACAGUACGGCAGGCAAAAUGGUCGCCGCUGGUACGAGCACAACGGUGGGCAAUCUGCUAACACUGCCGACCGCGGCCAGCUCGACGUCCGGCACAGGUGGGCUAAGCGUCAGCUUCGCCGGCAGCACGCCGCUGCCGGGACAACUCUCACCAUUGCCCUCGACGUCGUACCUUUCGUCGUCGGUUGUCGGUGGGUACCGAUCGUCGGCCACCUCCUCACCGCUGCCCGGUUUCAUACCGUCGGUGUCGCCCCACUAUCACAGCAACAGCAGCAGCAGCAGUAGCAACUACAUCUUUUCGCCACCGCCUUUCACGCAACACGAGCCGAUCACGCUAGGAACCAAUACGAUCACGACGGCGGCCUCCACGCAACUGCACACGUCGUCAGUGAACUCCACCAAAACCGAACCGGAACUAGUGUUAAGUCCAGCGAAGUUAGGACAGUAG